CAUUAAAAUCCCACCUUUCUAACACAAACACAAACAAUCGAUUCUUACGCAGAAACACUGAACCGAGAAGCACAGAGACCGGCACGACAUGGUGUUCCCGCCACCGAAGCUAGCCGUAAUCUCAUCCGCCGCCGCGGUGGCGGUGGGGACGGUAUUAUUGAUUACAACCCAUGAUGAACAUCACCAAUAUCACAACCUUCAUCAUCUCUCCCACCUACUCAACUUCCUCCACAGCGGCACCGACGCCGUGUCCUCGUGGCUGACGCCACCCUACCUCUACCUCCUCGUCAACGCCAUCAUCAUCUCCAUCCUCGCUUCCGCCAAGAUCCACUCCAGGGCCGCCGCGGCCAGUCGUGGCGAUGUUUUGGACAUAGGACGGCGGCGUCGUCCGCCGUCGUUGUUGUUGGAGACCGACGGGAGAAAUAGUAGUAUUGGUGCUGAUGAAAUUAAGGGUUUGGAGAAGGGUGUCGGGGAGGAGGGAGAGGUGUAUGCACCGGCGCCGCCGGUGCUGUUGCGUGACCGUUGGGAUGAUAGUGAUGGUGAUCAUCAUCGCGAUACUGUUGCACCGCCGCCGGAGUUGGGAUCUCCGACGUCGUCUGGAGAAGCAACCAACUUUACUCCCUCCAAAGGCGGCGGCAGGAAGGCGGCGGGGUUGGGGAUAUCGAAUUCGAAGUCGGCGAGGCGGAACGACACGCUGGACAGCACGUGGAACAUGAUAACGGAUGGGCGUCACGUGCCGAUAACCAGGCACCUGAAGAAGUCGGACACGUGGAGCUCGAGCCACGUGUCGCAUCCGUCGGCGGCGGCGGGGAAGGCGAUGAAGGAAUCCGAGACGUUCAUCGGAGAUGCCGGGAAAGCUGCUGGGUCGGCCGCGGCGGCGGGGAAAGUAGUGAGGAAGAGGGGGCCGUCGCUGAGUCAGGAGGAGCUGAACCGGCGAGUGGAGGCGUUCAUCAACAACUUCAACGAGGAGAUGCGGCUGCAGCGGCAAGAGUCCCUCAAUCGCUACAAGGAGUCGCUUCGAGGCGGCGAAGUUUUUUCGUUUUAAGCUUUUAAGUGAUGAGGAUGAAUAUUAUGGGUUUUAGGUUGCAAAUUAAUGAGCUAAGAACACAACGGAUGUAGAUAAAUAAAAUUUCAAUGUAAUAUACUCCUCGUCACUAAAUGGACAACUCGAUUAAAUCUCUUCGUAUAAAGUGAUGACACUAUUUUGAUGUAUGGAUAAUAUAUUAAUAAUUUAAUAUAUCUUAUGUUUGGCUCGGCUUUUUUAGAAGUCUUUUUCGGCUUUAAAAGCUGAAGCAGGGUCAAUCAAACACCUCUAAAAGCUUGGCUUUUGAAAAGUGGAAAAACGCUUUUGUAUAACAUAAAAGCAAAAGCUCCGAUUUGAAACUUUUGCAAAAAACUGUUUUGAAAAUACAAGAUUAUCCUUACCCAUAUUUUAAUUUUAUUUUAGAAAAUAUAAUUUUCCUUCAUUUAUAUCAUUUUAAAAAUAAAAUCAUAUUAUUUAAUAUAAAAGAAAUCUAACAAGAUCUAUUUUGACUAAUUUUUAUUGUUUAGAAUUUUUAUUUAUAUUUUGUAUUAUAAGUUCUUUAUAGUCAUUACACAACCGAUCAUAUUAAAAUGUACUUCUAAUAGUUUUAUAACCAAACGCUAAACUGCAUUUUUUUAAAAAUACUUAUCUAAAAACUCCAGCCAUAAACUGUUUCUGCAAAAGCUACAGCAGGACCAAGCUAAAUUAUAGUUCUGUUUAAUUACGAUAGAGCCUAGCUACGACUAACAUAAAAGUGACAUGUUGUUCAAUCUCCCCCUCACUCGUGAUCAAAUGGCAACCUCGCCAUACCUAAUAAGUAUAAUAUUACGUACGUGAGGAGCUUGGAGUGUUCUGUUUCGUCAGUGAACUCAUUAUCAACUAAUUUCCCAUUUUCUUCAUGCAACAGCUUACUCAAUCGUGCAUUGACACGAAGGAAAUAGAACCCCUAAAUUGGGAGUCUUUUCUCAAACAAAACGGAAUUGUACUUGUCCCUCCUAACUUAAUUACCCCAUAAAAAGUUACAUAUUCUCGUGCAGUGCACCAGAUGUCGGUUUCUGCUUCAUGUUUAUCCUUUUUGCCUCUACAACUACAAGCAACCACCUCACCAAUGCUUAUACUAAUAGAAACCAUCGGUUAUGGAGAUGUUACUUCACUCCAACAAUGUCGUUAAAACCGCGCUUUAAAUCUUAAAAAUUUAGGUAUUUAUAUUUUUGGUUCACCAAAACGUUCUUAUGUAAAAUCACGUUUUCCCCUUGUUGUCAAAGUCGCGAUUAAAAACUUAACAACUUACGCUUUUACCAUUUCUAAGUUUCAAAACACUUCUACGUAGAAUCUGAACUUUUAACUGCAUUACUCAACAGGGCAAUAAAUGAAAUGGAUGUGC
Molecule: messenger RNA, 2408 nt
Organism: Linum trigynum
Lineage: Eukaryota; Viridiplantae; Streptophyta; Magnoliopsida; Malpighiales; Linaceae
Source: the annotation of a GenBank genome assembly